Molecule: messenger RNA, 4621 nt
Organism: Portunus trituberculatus (swimming crab)
Lineage: Eukaryota; Metazoa; Arthropoda; Malacostraca; Decapoda; Portunidae
Gene: Rab3GAP1
Product: rab3 GTPase-activating protein catalytic subunit-like
Exons: 14
Coding region: 118-3021 (967 amino acids)
Biological process (GO): positive regulation of GTPase activity
Molecular function (GO): GTPase activator activity
Source: RefSeq, a predicted model, not a curated record
GUUUUGUGUCACACCUCUCUCAUAUUUACAUCUGUCAGCUGUGGCGACUUGCGAGGUCAGCUGGUGCGUCGUGAGUUUGUGGACAAAAGCUGACAUCCAUUGUAAGUUAAAGAAGAAAUGGGACCACAGGAUGGAGGGGAUCAAGAAGUAUUUGAUAUUGUUGAUUUCACAACUGCAUCAGACUGGGAAUGCUUUAUUGCUGCAACAGAGGAAGCCAUUCAUGAGUGGAGGUUGUCGGGGGAAGGCUACCCUUCACCACUCACCAGGGGUCAGCUUGCAACUGCAAAAUGGAGUGAAAGAAAAGUUACUAUUAAGUUUGCCGAUUUUCCAUUUGAGAUGACCCAUCAUAGCAUUGUUAGUGAAACUGUUGAGUCACCUCCUGAUGAACCUGAGCCAAGUACCGAUUUUGAUGAGGAAGAGGCAGAAAAACUACCCAAAGCCCUUGAAGAUAUGAUGAACAGGGAAAAUGAUUUCCCUGCUCGAGCACACUGUCUGGUGCGCUGGUAUGGUCUCAGAGAGUUUGUCACAAUCUGUCCAUUAAAUCCAAGUCACUCUAUUAUGUCCCCAUCAAAGGCAAAACUUCUCCUAUCUUCAGCAGCAAUUGCAGCUAAUAAUACAAACUGCCAGGUGCCAAUAUUUGUGCAAGUUUUGUGGCCAAAUGAAAAAAUGUACCUUGGUGUUGGCCUUGGAUCUGGUGUGCGGACAGACUAUGACAUGGUCCACUUCAGACAGGCUCCACCCCAGUGUACACAUCUAACUGGACUCUUGGAUGUGUUCAAAAACAAGCUGCAGUGCUGUAUAACAUCGCCUCCUGUCUUGGUGUCUGUGAGGUUUACUUAUGUUCUUACUGAGUGGCCGCACACCCUGUGGACACAACAACCUCCAGAUUUUGAUGCUACACUUACUGAGGUUGGCUUCUCUGAUCUGGGAAAGCUGCCUUUUGGUGCUUUAAGUGAUCCUGUUAGUGAAUUGCAUCUGUCAGCAACAUGGCCAUGUGUGACUGAAGAUGUGCUGGUUGACAGUGAUGUGUAUAGUGACCUUGAUCCUGGCUCUGCUCCUUUGUGGACAGCUCGACUUGUCACAUCCUCAUCCCAACCCUGUCUUCUGUCAGAAUACCUGACUGAUUUUAUUCAUGUCUGUAGAAAUAACCAGUCAAUAAGUCAGAUACUAGGACCAGACUACACUCAAGAUGUCGAUGGAGAAAUUGCUGAGUUCUCUUCAGCACUGGACCGUCUAACAGAGCCAUCUGUGCCCAGCCUAUCCUCUGUGGUGGGGCGAGUGCGCAAGGGACACAAAGGUGCCCGGCAGUUUGUUAGUACCCAGUCAGGGGAGAAUAGCCCAAUACCAACUGACAUCCUUAUUCCAAUACUAAACUACUUAUUUCCUGAUGCUGAGGGAGAUGACCCCAAUGAUCCCUAUCCAAAUACUCUGACACAAGUGCCUGAGUGGUUGGCCCCUAAUGGAGAAGUUGCUGACCAUCCUCUGAAGUCCCUUUUAAGUAACAUGAAGAGCAGUGGCGUUGACGGCCUAGUGUGGCGCUUGGCUGUUGUGCUGUGCCAUGUUGCUCAUUCUCUUGGAGGACUGCCUGCUGCAGCCCACCUCUGGCAUGAGGUUAUAUUAGAGCUGAGGUUCAGAUGGGAACAUGCAGUGCUCAUUCCUGGUGUGAGCAGUGGAGUGCCAGACCUUGCUUCCACCAUACUGCACCAAAAGUUCCAAAUGCUCAACUGCUGCAUCAAUCGUAGAAAGGCCAGGGAGCAAUCAUCUUCAUCAAAAUCAAGUAAUGAGGAUGGUGAUGAUGAAGAUGAAUUUUAUGAAUGUGAUGAGGAUAUGGAAGAGGAUGAAAAAUCAAAUGGCAGCCGUUCAUCUUGGGACAAGCCAGAAGGCCGCAUCAAGCGCUGUGCCAAGCUCCGUCUUUUGAAGACCAACGAGCCGCUCUACAUCCCUUUCACUCAGGAACCAGCUCCCAUGACAGAGGACCGCCUUGAGGAACAUGCUGGAGUGCUCUUGCGGUUGGGAACUGAUGCCCUAGGAUCCCAGUUGCGUGCCCGCAUGAUGUCUGCAUCAUUGCUUUCAGACAUGGAAUCUUUCAAAGCUGCCAAUCCAAGUGCAGUGCUAGAAGAUUUUGUGCGAUGGUAUUCUCCUAGAGACUGGAUUGAAGAAGAAGGAAGUGACCCAGAUCAGCCACCACAAGGUAGCCUGAGCACAAGGAUGCAAAUUCCUGGAAAUAUGUGGAGAGAAGUGUGGACUAAUGCCAAGCCAGUGCCAGCUCGACGUCAGAAACGCCUUUUUGAUGACACUCGAGAAGCUGAACAAGUAUUACACUGGCUAGCAUCACUGGGCCCUGGUUCCUUGUGUUGCAACCUCCUACCCACUGCCACUCAUGCCUCACUCUGUCGCCUUGCUGAGGAGAGACUACUCUUUGACCUCCCUGCUCCCAAUAGCCUGCCACAACCCUGCCACAGCAGUUCAUUAGCCACAGUGUUGGAUGUGAUCACUCAGAGGGCUGUAAGGCUUUCCCGCCACCCUCCUGAUACCAACAAAUAUCAAGAGCUUGCAGAACAAAUUGCAGAAGUAGAAGUUUGUGUGGCACGGGCCCAGAGUGUGCGCCACAAGAUACUAGGAGAUAAUGCAGGGACUGAAGAGUCCUCUCAACAUUUAGAGAAAUUGGUGCUCAGACUCCUAGACUCCCCAGAGGUUAGCCUUGAGGGUGGACCUCGAGGACCUGCUGCUUUGGCAAUCCGCAAAUUGUUUCAGCAAGCUCGGAAGGCAUCACUGCUCCUGGAUGAUUCUCCUCAAGAUGAUUUUUCAAUCCCUGAGCACCGGCAAUCCUGUGGCAACUCGGGUCAUAGUGGGGCAGUCAGUGAACUUGGAAAACCCAUGGGCAGAGAAUACCUCCUGAGGACUCUGGUGCCCUUCCCAACAGCCUAUUCCCGUCCUGUACCACACCGCAUGUUUGCAGUGCUGCUUCCAAAUGAAUUCCGUCUCACUGGAGCAUUUUCUCAAGAUACCACUUUUAGUUGAGAACAUUAAUUUGUAAGAAAUGUGUAAUUGCAAUGUAUUAGACUGCUUAGCAUACAGCGAGUCUAUCAGAAUAAUCAUAAAGACUUGAAAUAACUUUUUCACCUAAUUUCCACAUGUUAAGAACAAGAUGCAUCUUACAAUAGAUAAUAUUUUAUCUUUCUUGUACUCCAGUUUGUUUCUUGUACUCCAGUUUGUACUUUCUUAGUGUAUGUACCUGCAAGAAACUGUCUUGUGGUAAUUCCCAAGAAAGAUUACCUUAACUUUUAGUAAAGGCAACAUGCAUCGUAUGGAGAUUUUUUUUAUUUGUUUAUUUGUUUUUAAUGACUGAUUUUAUUUCACAUUCUUUCCUAAUUUUUUCCAUUAUCAUUCUGUUCUCUUUUCAUGUAUACUGUAAUGUAACUUUCCAAAAGUGAUAUAAUUCUCUCUCAUUGAUUAGAGAUGCAAGCUUAUGCUAGUGCUUUAUUUUGUGAUAGUUCUAUCAGUCAUACUGCUCCUCUUUAUAUGACAUAUCUGUUUUACCAAUUUGUUUAAGAUGCAUGUUUUUUUUGUUUUUUUUUUCUGCCUCCUUAUGUAGCUCUUGGUGGAUUUUAUGAGAUUGCAUCACUCUUAAUACACUCAGCACUCCUCUUUUCUCAGAAUGUUGUAGAGGGAUUCAGUAAAUCUAUGCUGUACUCCUUAUUUUCUUAGUGUAUGUACCUGCAUGAAACUGUUUUGUGGUACAGUAUAUAUAUAUAUAUAUAUAUAUAUAUAUAUAUAUAUAUAUAUAUAUAUAUAUAUAUAUAUAUAUAUAUAUAUAUAUAUAUAUAUAUUAAACAAAAUGUUAUAUUGACUUUUCAUCUGAACUAGUAUCACUUGUACUGAAAUAAGAUUUUUCAACAUUAAAUUAUUGGUAAGUAAAACUUCUCAUACAUCUAUCCAUAUGUUAAGAGGCUUAGAUGAUAUGGCUGGAAUUUAAUAUUUUUCUGUCUUUUUAAUAGUACCACAUUCAGUGAAUUUCUAGCUUUCAAGUGUGUUAUGAUUCUAGAAACUCAUUUAUUCUAUACCAGGUUCAAAUAAGCAAUCAGAAGCUUGAGCAACUGUUAAUAUUAAUCAUGUGGAAGAAAAGCUUGUGGGUGCUCAAGAUUGAUGUAUUUGUGUGUGUGUGUGUGUGCGCACGUGUGUGUGUGUGUUGAGACAAAACAUAAUGCCUCGUCUCAGCUAUAAGUGGAUAAUAUAGAUUGAUAUAUGUGUGUGUGUGUGUGUGUGUGUGUGUUUUGAAAGUAAAUUAUAGCUCUAUCAGUAUAUCUUAAUUUUGAUCACAUGAAUAUUAUGAACUGUCAUACUAUUUCUUCCCUUUAUGGUUAUUAUGUUAUUAUUAUUAUUAUUAUUAUUAUUAUUAUUAUUUGAUCUAUAUAUUUACUUUUAUGACAGGUUGUCUUGUGAUAUCACUCUCCAGAUCUAUGACACUCUUGCUUAAUUUUUCCAGAUGCUUAUUUUUUUUCUUAACAGAAAUUAAUAUUAGUUAUUUGCGGAGAUUAGGCUUUGCAUGAAAAUUAUUUUUCAUAGUGAAUUAACUGAAUUUAUUCAAAUAUAUGGUGAAUAAACCCAUAUUUUUCAAUAA